Molecule: messenger RNA, 1153 nt
Organism: Vespula vulgaris
Lineage: Eukaryota; Metazoa; Arthropoda; Insecta; Hymenoptera; Vespidae
Product: DNA-binding protein RFXANK-like
Exons: 7
Coding region: 241-1071 (276 amino acids)
Cellular component (GO): cytoplasm; nucleus
Molecular function (GO): protein binding
Source: RefSeq, a predicted model, not a curated record
CCAUCGAUGCAGUUUUUUCUUACCGCGCAGUUUGUUUAUGUAUACCUGUGCUAUCGAAUCCCACGACCUUUGCUCGGCUCGUAUAACCCCUUAUUACUGUAUAAUAAUAAUAUAUAUAUAUACGUGUGUGUGUAUUCAAAAAUAUAAUUAUACAUUAUGUUAAGAAAUAUGAAUGAUAAUGCAUGGAGAAUCUGAAGAAUUUACGAUACAACAUCGUCUAAUAUAAAUAUUUAAACGGUCAUGGAAAAUCGAAUUCAUGAGGAAUUAAUUAUAAAAGAAGAAGAAAACGGAGAAGAAGAAUGUGAAUCUUCAACAAGCAAAAAAGAAGGAACGACACGAGAUAACACUGAAACGGCAAUUGGUAUACGACCAAGGCCUUUGAUCUAUAAACCAGAUAAUGCAAACAUAGGGUGUAGGUCAGAACCUAUAGAAAGGAAAUGGCAUUGGGCACCAGGAGCAUGGCAAGAUGCAACCAGAACCAGUGCCUUUCAACCAUACAAGCCGCCGACUUUGUUAACUAAUUUGCAAAGAGGUAAUACGCGAACAAAAAUACCUCAACUUUAUGGAAGAACAGACAUUACAUUUCAUACGUUAGCUGGCCAGGGAGAACUUACUCCUGAAAGCAUUCAACCAGGAUCUGUAGAUCUUCCAGAUGAGAAAGGUUUAACAGGUCUUAUGUGGGCUGCAGGAUACGGACAAUUAGGUAGUGCAAGACAGCUGUUAAAGGCUGGUGCAAACAAAAAUUAUCGUGGUCACAAUGGGGAGACUCCUUUACAUUUAGCUGCUGCUUAUGGACAUCAUGAUCUUGUAAAGUUACUUUUGAAUCAUGGUGCUGAUUCGAAUGCAAGUGACGAGGAAGGAAACACACCUCUUAUUUACGGAGCUCAUGGCGAUCAUCCACAUGUUUGUUUCGAACUUUUGUCUAGAGGGGCAGAUAUUACACAUCGUAAUGUGCACAAUAUAAGUGCAUAUCAAGCUGCAAUAAUAAAUAAUUCGUUAACUGCUAAAGCAGUUAUUGAAAACUAUCUGUUGCAGCAAGUAGUAAAUGUACCAUCGGAUAUAUUGCAAUAACUUGUUAAUUAUAUAUUGUUUAAAUAUUUUUAAACGUUGUGUAAAUAUUAUCAUUAUUAUAAUAAAUAUAUAUUAUUUUGUA